UGAAUUGGGUGGGCAGCGGCUUUGGGAGACCCUCAGAGCCGCGUCCCCAGAGCCGGCUGCGGUGGCGGGAGGUGACAGACGCCUUGGGAGGUGACAGCCACCCGCUGGCCCCCGGCCCCGCCUCUCCCCCGGCAUGGCAGAAAAGCAGAUCCCGCAGCUCCUGGAGUCCCAGUCGGGCCCGGGCCGGGGGCCAGGGCGGCCCUGGGGCAGGAUGUUCCCCCCGCGGGGCUGCAGGAACGGCUUCCCCAGGGAGCCCGGUCCCCCUCCGUGGUGGGAUGGGCCACAGCCAGGUCCCCAUCCCGGUCCUGAGGACACCUGGGAUGAGCCCCCCUGGAAUGAGCCCCCCUGGGAUGAACCACCCUGGGAUGAACCACCCUGGAAUGAACCACCCUGGGAACACCAGCACAGGAGACACCGGCACAGGAGGUGCCCGCCCAGGGGCUCCAGACCCUUCCCUGGCUCCGGUGACGCCCCGUGGAAGGAGGAGGAGAGAUGGGGACCCCACUACUGCCCCCCGCCACCCCCCUGGGGUGACAGAGAAGAAUUCCAAGGGCCUGAGGACGGCUUUGGGGACAGCUGGCACCUGGAUGUGUUCCCUGAUUCCUGGCCCGGAUUCCCCGAGGAGGAGCAGCCCCCACCCUGGCCCCCCGCCGGCCCUCCACGGAAUCCAGGAGCUUUCCCGGAACACCGCCCGCCCUGGAGCCAUCACCCGGCUGGGAGACGCCGCCUCCGCAGGAGCCACCACCGGCAGCUGACCGUGGUCCCCCGGGCGUGGUGUCCCCCAGCCCCCCGAGGGCACAAGCAGCACUCCAAGCCCUCUCCUGCCGUCUCCAACACGAGCCAGCCAGCGGCCAAGAAGGAGCCGCAGCCCCCGGAUCCUGCCCAGCCCCCUGCUCCCCUCCAAGGUGCUGCGGAGACGCCGGAACAGCCGCAGGAUGUGCCAGUGGGGACUGGGAAUGUCCUGGAGCCCCCCAGUCCGGCUGGGAGCCCUCUGGAGAGCCCAGCUGCCGAUGCCGGUGCUGCGGAGCCGCCGGUAGGAGAUUCCCCUGCUGCCAGGGGUGCUCCCACCUCGGGAGCUGCCUGGAUCACGGGUCUCAUUGGCUGCUGGAACAUCUCUCUCCUCUCUCCUCCAGCUCUUCCCCUCUCCACCUCGCUGUCUCUUUGCCAGGCAUGGAAUUUUUCCAGGCUCUUCUUUCUCUGGCAUUUCCUUUGGGUUUUAGCGCCCUGUCCAUCCCAUCCCGGGAUAGAUGUGUGUCCUCACGCCUCUGUGUCUCCCCAGGUUGAGCUGGAAGCUGGGCAGACCCCUGUGGGUGACCAGGAUCAGGAUCCCUGUGCUUUGGGGACAGAUCCAACCCCUCCAGAGGAGACCUCCAGCUGUCCCGAGAUCCAGGAGCACCUUGAGGUAGAGCCGUGCAGUCCCGGUGUCCCCAAGGCUGGCACCGCUCAUGGGUCACAUCCCCAGAGCCCAGCAGCCCCUCCACACCCUGCCAGGAGGGAACUCCUGGAAUCCAGCUCCUCUGGAGAGGCAGGGGCUGAGCUCAGCCCACAUUCCUGGGAGCAGCCGCCACGUGGAGCUGGAGAAGCCGAGGCAGAAGCUGCCCAGAAUGGGCCUCUGCAGAGCCCUCAGCCGCCCAAAAACCCUCAGGUCCCUCCAGCAUCUGCAGCAGAACCUGAGGUCCAGCCCAGCCAGGCUUCCCCUGGUGCCUGCACCACACCAGAGACCUCUGCAGGGCCCCAGCACCCGCCUGGGUCCGGUGAGACAAAGCCGGCUGUGUCUGGCCAGCAGCAGCACUGCUCCACGCUCCCCACACCAUUCCCGGCCGGCGUCGACUUACGCUCUGCCACCGUCCUCGCCAAGAAGGCAGAGAUCGAGCAGUCGUACCAGCAGUUCAGCCUGACCAUCGCCGUGGUGGCCACGAUGCUGCUGCAGAAGGAGCCGUCGAUGGAGGCAGCGCUGGGGCUGGCGCUCAGGGCCAACCUCCGCCAGUGCCGCCUCUACCACCUGCAGCAGCUGGAGGAGUUCAUCGACACCAUCGACUCGGCCACCGCCAGCCUCUGAUGGCAGCCACCCCCUCCUGCCAGCUGGGUGAGGGUGGUGGGGGCUGUGACAGGGCUGUGACAGCACUUUGGGGUGCUCAGGAGGGUGCUGAGCCUGCGGGACAAGCUGGGAGGUGUUGGCAGCCCCACUCGACCUCUUGGAAGAGGGAGGGUGAGCAGGACAUGUUUGGUUUUAGCCCUGCCCAGAUUUCUGAGGGCAGCAAAAGUUUUACUGUGGGGUGAUGGGAGGGAGGGCAGCAGUGCCUCUCCUCCAUUCCUGCUUGCCAGGGAUGUGUCCCCAAACCCCAGUGAGUGUUUUUGGGUUUAAAUCUGAAAUUAAACCGUGUUUUCUUUGCA
This is a messenger RNA of Parus major (Great Tit), 2394 nucleotides long. RefSeq names its product basic salivary proline-rich protein 1-like. Gene Ontology annotation, cellular component: nucleoplasm. The coding region runs from base 134 to 2059 and encodes 641 amino acids. The transcript has 12 exons. NCBI's taxonomy places the organism in Eukaryota, Metazoa, Chordata, Aves, Passeriformes, Paridae. Gene Ontology annotation, biological process: protein localization to heterochromatin; negative regulation of DNA-templated transcription; negative regulation of gene expression, epigenetic. The record is from RefSeq and is a predicted model, not a curated record.